This is a messenger RNA of Rangifer tarandus platyrhynchus (Svalbard reindeer), 333 nucleotides long. The record is from the annotation of a GenBank genome assembly. NCBI's taxonomy places the organism in Eukaryota, Metazoa, Chordata, Mammalia, Artiodactyla, Cervidae.
AUGUGUAGUUAUAGCCCUGUCUUGAUAGAUCACUUGGACGCAUGGUUGCAGGAGCCUUUCUGUCUCCCCCAAAGAAAAUUGAAAACAGAGAAAAGCACCAGGUUUACCUUACUUGCAGAAUGUUCCAACAACACUGAUUUGCCAUUAAUUCUGCAAGUACUCACCUUCUUCAGGCUUGGCAGAAACAGGUUCCUUCCUGUGUUCAGGGCAGACACAAAAUCUCUUUCUUACAGUGAACGGACAUGUCUUAGAGUCUGGUUACUACUGGAGUUUCCAUUGGAGUCCACCAUACUCAGGAUGGAGAAAGAUAGUGAUAGAAUUUUUAAAAUUUAA